UCGGAAGAUGGGCAAACCCCCUCUGCGACCGUCCGUCCUCUAUCCCUCUACUCUGUAUGAUCUAUCCCACCAUUUCGGACACUGCAGCAGCUGUUGCGCUUUGCCCCUCCAACGGUUAACUCAAUGCAUCAGAUUUUGCUUUCUCUGGCUAUAAUAGCAGUUCCCCCCCGGCGACAAAGUCAAUUGAUUGAGUUGCUCGGGCCUCAAUCGCAAACAGCCACCCGUGGCAUUGCUAGUUUUGCACUUGAGAGACACAAGACAUAUAUAUACAGUACUUACUGCAGGAAGCUGUACCGCGUCGUUUCGUGCAAUCUCGGCCACAUUCGCAUUCCCCACCGCAAGGUUGCGAUUUGUAUGUAUGUAGCAACCUAAGGUUGGUACUGUACGUGUGUAGUACGUACCUGUGCGAUGGCUCACCUGCAAGGGCUCCAGGGGCGGUGAAUAGAGGGGCAACGAAGCGAUUUUAGGGGACCUUACAACC
Truncatella angustata is the source of this 481-nucleotide messenger RNA. RefSeq lists its product as uncharacterized. Lineage: Eukaryota; Fungi; Ascomycota; Sordariomycetes; Amphisphaeriales; Sporocadaceae. The transcript has a single exon. Bases 124 to 372 code for a protein of 82 amino acids. The record is from RefSeq and is a predicted model, not a curated record.